AUGUUAUUGAAGGAAACGACGACAUCUCAGCCAACGACCCCUCCAAGCACUACGAAAACUUUGAUUAAGCAAUCGACAACUAACGCACCAAUUACAUCUACAACCCAAGCACCAGUCUUACAAGGAGCUCGACGCACUGAAUUUGAAGUUGCUAAAUUAUUAUACAGAAGGUUGCUUAAGAACUAUGAUCACAGAGUAAGACCAAUCCAGAAUCAAACACACCCAGUGUACGUGAAUACCAAGUUUGUACCGCUUACUUUGAUUGACUUUGACACGUACGAGCAAAGGUUUUCUAUGUUAGGCUACUUCAAAAUCCGUUGGACGGAUGAGCAGAUGAUGUGGCGACCUAGAUACAAUAGGUACAUAGACAACGUGAGAGUCGCUACUGCAGAACUCUGGACUCCAAAUGUCGUCAUUCACAAGUCCUUUGACGGGCACGGGGGCGUCGGCAGCCCUGAAACUGAUAUUUUGAGGAUUUCUUGGAACGGAUUUGUCCAGUGGGUCCCAGACGCUACAUACUCAGUCGUGUGUGACGUCGAUAUACAGUAUUUUCCCUUUGAUGAACAAACAUGUACGAUAACGUACUACGCUGCUGAUGAAACGGUGGACACUGUAGAACUUGACCAUUACCUUGGUACCGACAUGUCUGAGUAUUCAGAAAAUCCUUCCUGGCUCAUUGUGGGAGCCUUCCGCAAGCGAUAUGUCAAGAACAAUAAUUGGCACAUAGAUGUAGAGUUCCGCCUUCAGAGGCGUGCCAACUUUGCGACGUUUACGUUGAUCACUCCUCUGAUGAUGUUGGCUUUCCUGAACAUAUGUGUCUUUCUUGUGCCAGUUAAUUCGGGUGAGAAAGGGUCUUUCUCGGUUACGAUAUUCUUAUCCUACGGAAUCUUCUUUACGGUGAUCAGUGACACACUUCUCCAAAACUCUUUGCAAAUUUCUUUUUUUGUCCUGCUUAUUGUCGUAUUGCUUUGUCUAAGUGUGAUCUCAGUCUUCUACACAGUUAUUCAAGCAAAGCUCGUUUCAGCAAUUGGCUCCAAGCAAUGUCCUAUCACAUGCCUCCGCAAACUACAACGGCUGAAUGUCGUCAAGGUAACACCCAUUGAACACUACAUUGAGACUGGCAAACAUGAUCCCGAGGAUGAGUCCUACACAUGGAAAGAUUUUCUUGAACAGCUUGACACAUUUCUCUUCGUUUCAUUUCUGAUCAGUAUUCUCUUGAUUAUUGCUAUAUUUUUCUCCAUCCUUAUGCGUCACGUUGCAACCGGCGAUAACACGUUUGAUACCGACCCCGUAACGACCACGCGGACAACUCCAAUCACAACUUUGCUUCGAUAA
Messenger RNA from Mya arenaria, 1335 nucleotides. Its product is annotated as acetylcholine receptor subunit beta-type lev-1-like. NCBI's taxonomy places the organism in Eukaryota, Metazoa, Mollusca, Bivalvia, Myida, Myidae. Gene Ontology annotation, molecular function: neurotransmitter receptor activity; transmembrane signaling receptor activity; extracellular ligand-gated monoatomic ion channel activity. The coding region runs from base 1 to 1335 and encodes 444 amino acids. The record is from RefSeq and is a predicted model, not a curated record. Gene Ontology annotation, biological process: monoatomic ion transmembrane transport; signal transduction; regulation of membrane potential. Gene Ontology annotation, cellular component: synapse; neuron projection; membrane. The transcript is spliced from 3 exons.